AUGCAGAACCUCAACGACCGCCUGGCCUCUUACCUCGACCAGGUGCGGAACCUGGAAGCAGAGAACAACCAGCUGGAGCACCUGAUCGAAGAGUGGCAUCGGAAGCAUGGGCAGAGCGGCACACCGAAAGACUACAGCUCUUACUACGACGAGAUUGACAAGCUUUCCCACGAGGUAGCGUAAUCGCCCUUCCCCAUCAGAGUUUCUAGCUGGGGCAAUCUGAGUAAGGUCCACUAUUUGAUUGCUGAUUCAGGACCCUAAAGUGUUUUAUAUAAUCGACUUUUUAUUUUGUUCUGCGUACAUCCCAACGUUCUUUGGUUGCUAUGGCCGGUGGCUGACGCAAAUAAAGUUUCAUUCGCCCUUCCCCAUCAGUUUUGAAUCUUGGAGAGGGGCUUCUGUUUGGGCUCCGACUAAGAAGGUCAUUUGGGGAACACUGCAAAAAGCAGGCAACAUCUUCUCAAAUCCAGUAGAAUGGGGAUUAUAGUGAAUGGAUUGUGAGAACUGCUCAACAGCAAGGAUGAAGGAGGACUCCAGAUGGUCUACAUUUUAAAGCGAACCAAACCAUAUUAAAUUAUUCCAGAUUUAUACAUAUGGAGAAAAGUGUAUUUUAGGGAAAGAGUUUUUUAAAAAAUAUAUAUGAAAAAAAUGUGUUACUUUAGGGGUAGAAUGCAUAUAAAAUACGCACAAUUUUGAUGUGAGUUGUGUGUGUGUGUGUUUAAAAACAAUUCACAAAAAGAAAAAAUCAGGGAACAGAUCUAUGACUAAAAUAGAGCCUUGGGGAAAAGUUUCCAUUGGUUCUUUUUUAAGAAGAUUAUUGUCACAUACCAACCCUCACUGGUGCCAGUGAAUACUUUUUCCUUAAGGCACCUAGGACUCAGCUACAUUAGUCAAGAAACAGCGUUUUGGCUGCAUUAUAAACAUGCAACACCAGAUGGUGGUGGUGAGCAAAAAAAAAAAUCUAAGCGAUUUUCCAUAGCGGUUUUUUCCUGUUGUUAUAACGAUUUAAUUUCUUACUUUUUAUAGAGUCCCCCCCCCCCGUGUGUAGAUCCACCCCUAGUGACAUGUCUGUUUUGUUCAGAUCGCAAUGGGGAGGGACAUAAGAAUAUAAUAAAGGCCUUGCUGGAACAGGCAAAAGGAUCACCUCUUACAGCAUCCUGUUCUCAUAGAUGCCAGUGGGAAAACCACGAGUGCAAUGGCAUUCUCCCAUUUUGCCAUUUCCAGCAACUAGUAUUUUACUUUAUUGCAUGUAUUUUUCCAUAAACUUUAUGUACCGCUUGAUGGGGGGGGGGAGGGGUUUGCAAAAGGUAAAAAAUUAAGAAAAAAUAACAACCCUACUUUGAAACAUACAAAAGCUGAAAUACUAAAAGAGAUAAAAAUUGCCUCUACUUUCUAAGCACUUCCUCUACCUCUCCCCUCCCUUUAUAUCCUGUGAGCCUCCCUAAAUCUGUUUUGGCGUUUUCCUCUGGAGCAGAUUUGGGAAGGGUGCGGGGCACGUAGGAGAGGAAGCUCCAUAGCGAAAGUUGAAAUUCUUACACCUGCAGAUCUACUUUGUUGGAUGCCACCCUACAGAAUGAGAAGGAGAAUGAAUUGGCUUGCUUGAGGUCCCACCAGCUUGUAGUAUCCUAGAGGAAAGCACGACUGCUUCAAUUAAAUGUGGGGAAUGUGGGGAAGAGCUGUGGCUCGAUGGCGGCCACAAGUUUUAAAUAACAUCUAGUUAAGCACUAAUGGCAACAACCAGAAUGUCAAUCAGAGUGUCAGCUUUCCAUACAUGAUUAUUAUUAUUAUUUUUUAAAAAGUGAUGAUUUGCGUCAGGUACUUCUUCCCUUUGUUUCACUGUGGGAAAUAUGGUGGUCCCGAAUCCUUAGCAACCAAGUGUGCCCUUUACCUUCUUGCAGCUGGUCGAUGCCGUGGCCGAGAGUAACAAGAUGCUCCUGGACAUCGAUAACACAAAGAUGGCUGCUAAUGACUUCAAGAUGAAGUAAGCCCAUUAUACAGCGUUGCUUCCUAUUAGGCCACAUCCACACCCAUGCUCUUAUACCACUUUAAACAGCCAUGCCUUCUCUCAAAGAAUCCUGGGAACUGUAGUUUAUUAUGGGUGCUGUGAGCUCUUAGGAGACCCCUAUUCCUCUCAUAAAGCCAGUGCUUUUUUUCCUGGGGGUACACAGAGGCACGCACACCCCUUAACAUUUUGUGAAUCUAAGUUUGGCCUCAUUGAGGGGCAGUAUUUCAAUAUGAGUAGGAAAAUGAGAGUACCCCUAAGCGGUUUUUAUAUAUAUAGAAAAAAAGCACUGCAUGAAGCUAUUAUUCCCAGAACUCCCCAUCGUUCACCCUGGACACUGAGGUCCAGCUCCGAGGGCCUUCUGGCGGUUCCCUCACCACGAGAAGCGAGGUUAUAGGGAACCAGGCAGAGGGCCUUCUCGGUAGUGGCGCCCACCCUGUGGAACGCCCUCCCAUCAGAUGUCAAGGAAAUAAAUGUUUAGAAGACAUCUGAAGGCAAGUUUAGGGAAGAUUUUAAUGUUUGACCUUUUAUCGCUGUUGUUGUUGAUAUUGAUAUUCUAUUGGGAGCCACUCAGGGUGACUGGGGAAACACAGCCAGAUGGGUGGGGUUUGUAUGUAUGUACAGUGGCACCUCGGGUUUCAUACGCUUCAGGUUACAUACGCUUCAGGUUACAGACUCUGCUAACCCAGAAAUAUUACCUCGGGUUAAGAACUUUGCUUCAGGAUGAGAACAGAAAUUGUGCAGUGGCGGCGCAGCAGCAGCAGGAGGCCCCAUUAGCUAAAGUGGUGCUUCAGGUUAGGAACAGUUUCAGGUUAAGAACAGACCUCCGGAACGAAUUAAGUACGUAACCAGAGGUACCACUGUAUGUAUGUAUAAAAUAAUCCCUGGGAAGAGGGAUUGAUGGUUAAACCACUCUGGUUCCAUAAACAAUAUCAGCAAAUGAAACCAUAAAAUCAUUAAAUAUCUUUGCAGCUACAGCAAAUUCCCAUAGACUAUACUUCAAAACAAUGAUACUUUAUCAGGAUGAGAAAAUGUGUGUGAGUGUUUUGCUUUGAGCAUUUGCUGCGCACAGUUGUAUAUUUCUAUCUUGCUUUUCCUCCCGGCCGUUCAAGUGACUUUCCCAAAGACCUCUGUGAUUGGGCAGAGACGUAAGGAAUUAGGCAGUGCUUGAGGUAUCCUGGACCGUAAAUACUUCUGGCCUUGUAAAUUAAGACAAGAAGCUUGCAUUCCUGCCUUGCUUUUCCUCUCAGGUACCCAAGGUAGUGUAAAUUAUGCUCCCUCUCCCCUUUUAUCUUUACAACAACCCAGUAAGGCAGGCUAGGCUAAGCUGGACACAUGUACAGAAACAGAAGUUCCUAUCAGUUGAUGGCAGUGAGGUUGGGGGGGGGGGCAAGAAGAUGCAGGUAGCUCAAUCCAAAUCCAGUGUACCAGCCUCUGGAAAUCCUGUUGGCAUCCCUGGAAUUUAGGAUUGGUCCCUGAGAGCCACAACAGCAACCAAAUAGUUUUGUCACAAACAAAAUGGAUCGCUGCAGAUUGCGUCUUUGUUGCCUUUCAGACUAACUUCCUUGGCUUUCUUAGGUAUGAGACAGAGGCUGGUCUUCUCCAAAGCGUAGAGGCUGAUCUGCAAGGUUUACGUCCGCUUUUGGAUAAGCUGACUUUGGAAAAGUCUGACCUGGAGAUGGAGUAUGAAUCCCUGCAGGAAGAGCUGAGCCAUCUUAAGAAAAACCACAGUGAAGUAAGAGCCGCCCACCCCCCUCUUGCCUGGAAUGAAAUCCAAGGCCUUUGGAAGACACGUGUUAAAUUUCAGAAAGGAAGUUUACAUCUUCUUCCUCCCUGCACUGGGAUCUUCCAAUAUUUUUGUGAAAUCCCAGAAUAUACCAGCAGCUUAUUUCCCACUAGUAUGGGAAUAAAGGACACAGCAGCUCUGGCCUGGUGGUAACUCUUGGGAACUUUAAAACAGAGGAGAGAACUGCUAACUCCUAGGCAAGGUUCAGGAUCCUGCCCACAAAGGAUUCCCCCCCCCCGGCUCCCCAGAAACCCAUCAAUUUUGCACAUAGUGUGUGCAUAGCUUUUGCAGAAUUGGGAAUUGUGGGCGUGAAAUUGCUGCACAUAUCAAUGCCCAGUCAAAACUGAGCUCAAAGAAGGAUGCAGUCUAACCACACUCCAUUGUUUUGAAUGGGAUACGCUCCAUCACUUUGAAUGUGACUAUGUCAGUGGGAGAGAUGGGAAGCAGAAUUUACUCCAUCACCUCUGCUGUAACAGCCCAGCUACACUGCAUACCUCUUGCCCCUGAACUUUUUUUUAAUCUUUAUUAAUUUAAAAUAAAUACAUUUAUGAGAAAACAGACGUGCAUACAAGUAAACAAACAUACAAUCAAUCAAUCAAUCAAUCAAUCAAUCAAAUAACAGAAAAAUCAAACAAACCACCAUACUAUAAGAUAUAAGAAGAUUAAUAUAAUUAUUGCCAUAUAUACUCCUGAUACUGAACACAAUUAUAAAACUUAUAGAGAAGAAAUUUAAAACUGACUUCCAAUUAAUCUCACUGUACUUUCUCUAUCCAUUACUUUAUACCGCACAGUUACAUAUUUCUUAUAUAGUUUCUUUUUACCUCCCUACGAACUUAUAUUUAUACAAUACAGGCAUCAGUCUAAUUCUGCCAAGUUGUUUCCUUUUAUUCCAUAGUUUUCUAAAUAUUCUUUAAUAUUUAGAACUGUGCCAGCUGGUCAUUAUAAGAAAAGCUGUUUGAGAAUUGGUGCCUGAGUUUUGUUUCCCCCUCUUCCCUCCCUGUCCAUUUUCUCGUGUGUCUUUUAUUUAUUUAUUUAUUUAUUUAUUGUAAGCCUGUGGACAGGGACUGUCUUGCUUUAACUGACUGUAUGUGAGUCACUCUGGAAGUAUUUUUGGCUGAAGGGUGGGGUACAAAUGCCCUAAAUACUGAGCACCCACCACCCGCCGACUCAGAAAACCAUUUACACAUUAGUGUGCCUAAGGAAGUGCGCCCACUGUGUGUGCCGGGAGGGUCUCAAUGUUUUAUUUGUUUUGGACAUGCAGGUAAAGAACAGUAUGCAACACCAGUCCGGUGGGGAUGUCACUGUUGAGGUUGAUUCCAAGCCUGGAGAGGAUCUGAAAAAGAGACUGGAUGAUCUGAGACAUGAAUAUGAACAGAUCAUUCAGCAAAACCGCAGAGAGGUCGAACAAUGGUAUGAGGCUAAGGUGAGUAACCCCGGGAGAGCAAGGAACAGGGUCAAACGAUGCUUCUUCGCAGCCUACCCCACCUCUAAAAGAAAGAAAGAAUUUUAAAUCAUUAGGGGUCUGACACAAGGAAAAGGUACCCAGUUGCUUGCCUACUUGUAGGUAGCUGUGUGGGGAGCAAACACUGGAAUCUGUAGCACAGUCAUAAAUUGAUUUAUGAUCAAUUUACGUUUCCGAGCACAAUUCAAAGUGUUGGUGCUGACCUUUAAAGCCCUAAACGGCCUUGGUCCAGUAUAUCUGAAGGAGCGUCUCCACCCACAUCAUUCUACCCGGACGCUGAGGUCCAGCACCGAGGGCCUUCUGGCAGUUCCCUCAUUGCAGGAAGCCAAGUUACAGGGAACCAGGCAGAGGGCCUUCUUGGUAGUGGCGCCCUCCCUGUGGAACGUCCUCCCACGCCCUUGCCAUCGCCCAUCCUGCGCAGUAGCCUAAGGCGCAAAGAGGGGAGGAGAAGGUUGGGGGUAACGAAACUCUUAUGUUGGGGAAGGUCCAAUAAAAGACCAUUCCUAGAUUCUGCUAGCAAUUGAGCCAGACAUGAGCUUUGGGGCUCUUCACUGUAAAUAGUUUGCACCAAAAUAAAACCUAUAAAACACAGGUUGGAGUCCUGCCUGGUUACUCUCCAGCAACCGCAACAGCCAUCUGACACUAGGGAUCAUUAUCAGAAGAUGUUCAGCACCCUCACCCAGCUACAGUUCCCAAGUUCUUUAGGAAACUGAAUCAAAUCGAUGUAGCUUGAUAGUGUAAGCAUGCCUUUAGCACUCAGGGUGUAAAACGAUACCUUUCCAGUACUUUCCCCAAGUGCCCUCACUUCAGCCAUUGAAAAUCCAGUGUGUAAUUGAACUAUGGAACAGGCUCCCACAGCAGGCAGGGAUGGCAAACCAGCUUGGGUGGCUUUGAAAGAGGAUUAGACAAAGCCACAGAGGACAAGCAAGAGGAGAAUGCUAAUAUCCCUGAUGGCCAUGUUCUACUUCCUCUAUUGGAGGUCAUGUGACGCUGAAUACUAUGACUCUGAAACCACAGGAGGGGAGCGUGCUAUUGUGCUCAUGGCUUACUUGUGGGCUUCCUAAAGGGAUCUGUUUGGCCACUGUAGGAAAUCGGAAACUGAAUUAGAUGGGCCUCUGUUCUGACCUGGCAGGCUUCUUAUACACCUUGAAACCCAAACGCCUUACAAGUUGAACAUUUUGGCUCCUGAACGCCGCAAAUCCGGAAGUGAGUGUUCUGGUUUGCGAACGUUCUUUGGAACCUGAAUGUGCGAUGGGGCUUCCACAGCUUCCAAUUGGCUGCAGGAGCUUCCUGCAGCCAAUAAUAAUAAUAAUAAUGAUAAUAAUAAUUUGUUGUUUAUACCCCGCCCAUCCGGCUGGGUUUCCCCAGCCACUCUGGGUGGCUUCCAACAAAAGAUUAAAAUACAAUAAUUCAUCAAAUGUUAAAAACUUCCCUGCACCUUGGUUUCCAAACAUUUUGGAAGUCAAAUGGCCUUCCGAAAUGGAUUACGUUCAACUUCCGAGGUACCACUCAUUAAGAUUUGAGACGAGGUUAGUAACAUACGCAUUGCAUAUUUAGAAAUAUUAUUGAAAAAAAUACAUCGUUACUGUUGUCACCGAAGUGUGAAAAACACAGAUAUUCCCAUCUUUUAAAUUAAUGAUAUUUAUUAAGUUUGGGCAGGGGGAAAUAAACAAAUUGUCCAUUAUUUCAAGUGUCUGCAUAGGAACAACUAUGAAAAUCCAGCAAAGUUGCCAUUCCUCUGUUUUGCACAACACAUUCUGCUCAUUUCCCCCCACUUUGAUUUGGAACGUGUAUAUUUGCGGAAGGCCCGAUUCAUGGCCCUCUGUUUGUGUUUUCCAGAUGGAGGAAUCUCGUCAGCAAGAAAAGUCGAGCGACCAGGAGAUUGGGACCGGUAGCAAAGAAGUGAUGGAGCUCAGUCAGCAAUAUCAAACCCUGGAAAUUGAGCUGCAGUCGCAGAUCAGUUUAGUGAGUCACAGCUUCCAAUUCUGCGUCAUCAUUCCGUAGAACUAGUCUCAGUUGCUUGAAGCUGUUGGGAUCUUUUGGUGCAAUGCAGCUUCACACCAUACCAGAAAGAAGGCUAUGCUAGAUGUUAAAUUGUGGGUGAACAUAUCAGACGACACCGCGAUUCUUCAAACAGCUCUUGUUUAUUCACAGGCCAGAACAGAACUGAACUGAAGAGCUCAGUCAGCCUGCUUAUAUACAGCUCCAGUACAACAUAACUGUAACAACUUUCUGUAACUAUCCAAUCACUGAACGUCACUUUUGAUGCCUUAUUUGCAUAUGUGGACCUGAGUAAAAUAUAUCUACAGUAUCCCCCUGCUGGCCCAGGGUGAGAACUUCAGUACAUGACACCUAAUGUGGAACAGGAGUGGGGACACUUUGCCCCCCCCCAAUGUUGCUGUUCUAAAUCUUCCAUCAGCCCUGGCCAUUGGCCAUGCUUGCUAGGGCUGAUGGAAGUUGUUCAGCAACAUCUGAAGGGUCAAAUGGUCCCCACACCUGAUAUGCAGGAAUGAAUGAACAAAGCUAGGCCUAUGUUUUGCCCCUGCUCUUGAAGGCUUUGUAUUUGCUUUGCAGCUCCAGUCUCUGCAAAACAACCUGAACGACACAGAAGGACGCUACAACAUGCAGCUGCAGCAGAUCGUGAGCCUUGUUGAGCCCCUGGAACAUGAGCUGGCCAGUAUUAAGUAUGAGAUCCAGAAUCAAAGCCAGGAGUACCAGACACUCCUUGGCAUCAAGACCCAUCUGGAGGGGGAGAUCAACCAGUACCGUCAACUGCUUGAGGAAGGGAAGCACCUUGCGUAUGUAGAAUUCACACAGGAAUGAGUCAAAUAAUACGCCCGUUGCUAUUUGGUGCAAUGCAGGAUUGUGGGAGAAAUGGCCCCUGAGAAGCUUCUCCUGGAGAACAUCUCUCCCAAAAACUUGCAAUUUUUACGCAUUAAACCUCUUGAGCGCUUAUUCUCCUGCAAGGCUCUUUAUGACCUCUUGAUUCACUUUCACAACAAACCUUUGAAACUGGAUGAUAGAUUGAGGAAGUGCAACUGACAAUUGAAAUUUCCAGACCCCACUCUACAACCCUAUUCACUGGACCAGACUGGUUUGUAAAAGUAAAGGCGCCCCUGAUUGUUAGGUCCAGUCAUGGACGACUCUGGGGUUGCAGCGCUCAUCUCGCUUUAUUGGCUGAGGGAGCCGGCGUACAGCUUCUGGGUCAUGUUUCCAGCAUGACUAAGCCGCUUCUGGUGAACCAGAGCAGCGCACAGAAACACCGUUUACCUUCCCGCCGGAGCAGUACCUAUUUAUCUACUUCACUUUGACGUGCUUUUGAACUGCUAGGUUGGCAGGAGCAGGGACCGAGCAAUGGGAGCUCACCCCGUCGUGGGGAUUCAAACUGCCAACCUUCUGAUCAGCAAGCCCUAGACUCUGUGGUUUAGACCACAGCGCCACCCGUGUCCCAGACUGGUUGGUACUCAGUGGUAAAUCCGGCUAAAAAUGCCAUGCUCCAGUAGACAUGCCCUUUACUGGUUCCAGGGCCAGAGAGGAGGGUGGGCACAUCUCCUGCUCUAUAAUUUCUACCCAAUCCCAGUUUUGACCCCAGGUCCAUGCCAAAUUUUGAUCCAGUGAAUCUUUAGUCACUGGCAAAUGUGAACAAUUUUUGCUCUUCUGCUUCCUGAAAUCCUUUUGAAUAUCUAAAUAUACACUUCUUCCUCAAAUAAGAGACUUUCCUGCACUUUUGUGCCUGGUGAGAUAAAUUGAUGCCAUAAAUUACAGGUAGCCUUGGGAUUCUGUUUUGUGGGGUAGACGUUAAAUUGUACGUUUUCUUGGUGUCAUAGAAGGCAACUGCGCUAAAUAUCAUUAACCUGUCAAAUAUUUUACUUUUAAACUUCCCAUCCCUCACACCACAAACCUUCUGCAUUCAACAGCAUCUGUAAUGAGGGAUGUUGGGUAGCGGGAACUCUAAAUUAGAAGAUUUGAUUUCGAUCCAGACUGUUCUGCUUAGAUCCCACCAAAAUCAAUGAAGCUUAAGUUUGUUGCUGUUUUGUUUAUAGUUGUAUAUAUAUUGUGUGAAUUGUUUCCCCACUUUUGUGGACUACCCUGGAAUCUUCUGAUGAAGCAUAGUUAUGCUUUGAAUAAAAUAAGCCAACUCUAACUUUUCACAUUGAUAUCAAGGAGAGGCAAGUUGACCUACUUAGUUGCAGCCAUCCCACUGUGUUUAAAUUUUGGCAAACAAAUAUGAACUUGGGCAAUCUGCUCAAAAUAUCACUGUACUCUUUAUCACCCACGUUAUUUGAUUCAGGCUGGGGCACAAUGAUAGAGCAAAAAAAUGAUAUAAAUACAAAAGAGUAGCUUCUGUCAAAUCAUGCAGCUGAUAUCUCUCUUCCCCCAUCUAAAAUAACACCUCUUUUUAUUUACCAAAGGGCUUAUAUAGGGCAAGGAGGAGGUGGAUCAUCUGGUGGAAGUUCAGGAGGAGGACGAUCAUCUGGUGGAAUGUCAUAUGGAGGAAGUUCUAGAGGAGGAGGAAGUGGAGGAGGACAAUCUCCUGGUGGAAUGUCAUAUGGAGGAAGCUCUAGAGGAGGAGGAAGUGGAGGCCAGCAAUCUCCUGGUGGAAUGUCAUAUGGAGGAAGCUCUAGAGGAGGAGGAAGUGGAGGAGGACAAUCGCCUGGUGGAAUUUCACAAGGAGGAAGUUCUAGAGGAGGAGGAAGUGGAGGAGGACAAUCGCCUGGUGGAAUUUCACAAGGAGGAAGUUCUAGAGGAGGAGGACAAUCGCCUGGUGGAAUUUCACAAGGAGGAAGUUCUAGAGGAGGAGGAAGUGGAGGCCAGCAAUCUCCUGGUGGAAUGUCAUAUGGAGGAAGUUCUAGUGGAGGACGACAAUCUCCUGGUGGAAUUUCUCAAGGAGGAAGUUCUAGAGGAGGAGGAAGUGGAGGAGGACAAUCGCCUGGUGGAAUUUCUCAAGGAGGAAGUUCUAGAGGAGGAGGAAGUGGAGGAGGACAAUCGCCUGGUGGAAUUUCUCAAGGAGGAAGCUCUAGAGGAGGAAGUGGAGGCCAGCAAUCUCCUGGUGGAAUGUCAUAUGGAGGAAGCUCUAGAGGAGGAGGAAGUGGAGGCCAGCAAUCUCCUGGUGGAAUUUCACAAGGAGGAAGUUCUAGAGGAGGAGGAAGUGGAGGAGGACAAUCACCGGGUGGAAUUUCACAAGGAGAAAGUUCUAGAGGAGGAGGAAGUGGAGGCCAGCAAUCUCCUGGUGGAAUGUCAUAUGGAGGAAGUUCUAGUGGAGGACGACAAUCUCCUGGUGGAAUUUCUCAAGGAGGAAGUUCUAGAGGAGGACGACAAUCUCCUGGUGGAAUUUCUCAAGGAGGAAGUUCUAGAGGAGGAGGAAGUGGAGGCCAGCAAUCUCCUGGUAGAAUUUCACAAGGAGGAAGUUCUGGAGGAAGUGGUGGCCAUUAUCAAUCUUCUCCCUCAUCUCAAAGCAGGCCUUCAUUAUGUCACAGCCAUUCAUCCACCCAAUCCCAGUCUGGCUCUUACGAAGAGCAAGGUAAGAAGAACCAUACCAUGUUUAUUAUUUAUUUAUUAAUUUUUUUUAAAAAAAACACAAAAAUGAUCAAAGCAGUUUACAAUAGUAACUAUAUAUAAUAAAAACAAUUAAAAAAUUAAAAAUCAGACACCAUCAGCUAAAAAUCUCAUGCCUGCAUAAUCUUUGCAGAAAGAAAAGUUUUUGUUUAAAGGUGUUUAAAGGUUCUGAACUUCCUGUAACCAGUCUUUCUUGUCUUGGAAACAUCGAUUUAACCUUUCUCAAUCUAUGCAUUUCUGUAACAGGAUGUAUACAACUGUGUGUAUACAUACCGUAUUUUUCGCCCUAUAGGACGCACUUUUUCCCCUCCAAAAAUGAAGGGGAAAUGUGUGUGCGUCCUAUGGGGCGAAUACAGGCUUUCGCUGAAGCCUGGAGAGCGAGAGGGGUCGGUGCGCACUGACCCCUCUCGCUCUCCAGGCUUCAGGAAGCUCUGCGCAACCCUCGGGAGCCCUGAUCCCCCAUCCUUUGUUUUUAUAGUUACUUGAGUGGGGCAGAAUGUUAGAAAGAGGAGUAACAAUGGAAGAAAUGGGAGAAGCCAGAAAGGCCAGAAAGUCUCCUAAGAUUUCGGGCUAUGUGUGGUUUCUCUGACUCUAUCUCGGUCUUGUUCCUGAGUGGUUCGUUGGUGACCACUGAGCCUUUAAAAUGCAGAAACAUGUUCCUCUCUCUUUCAAUAGACUAUUCACCGACGUAUUAAGGCAUGACGACAUCUCCCUCUUCCAAAUAAAAGAACGGAUUGAAGCAAGAGCAAAGAGCAAGAAACAAUUCUUCUUCCAUUUGACCGAUACUGCUGAUAGCAUGAAAGUGGGGCCGGUCCCAAAUGCACGCCCCUCCCCCUGCAACCCUUGGCAUCCCUUCCAAAACUAUAUGAUUCUAUAACAUUUUCCAGAUGUACUUAGUUGCUGCAGCCUUGUUGGGUACCAUCUUUAGACUGAGCUGCAAAGCAAGAAAAGGGACGUUCUAUGUGUUAAAUCGGCAUAUACAAGGCUAUGUCCAACUAUUGUCCAAAAUAGCGCUGCAACGGAAGCCAAUAUGCAUAACAAAAUGUGCGCUUUAACAUACCUGAAAUGAAAUGGCACACGCCUUCGGAAUUAAGCAGAGGUUUUGAAUUAGAAUCUUCUUACAUUUCAAAAAUUUAUUAUACUUUUGAAAUUUCACUUAAAAAGAAAGAAACUAAACCCUUAAGUAGAUUAACUUGCCCCAACCUAUAUCUGCCAUCACAGCAUAUGUGAUCAAGAAAGUUCAGGAAAUUUAGGUGAAUAUACAUUUGGAUUUUCAUAAACAAAUUGGAGUCCCGCAUUGUCUAACCUCUCUUGUGUAGGUGGCAAGGACAUAAAGGGUGUGUACAUGAUGGAUUCCCUUCCUGCCACUGAUGUACACCUGCUUUUCCCAUUCUCUGCAAUCUUCUCUGUGCUUGCACCUCUAAUAAAAGUUUACUUCUGCAUAAAGCAAUCGG
This is a messenger RNA of Podarcis lilfordi (Lilford's wall lizard), 12257 nucleotides long. NCBI's taxonomy places the organism in Eukaryota, Metazoa, Chordata, Lepidosauria, Squamata, Lacertidae. The record is from the annotation of a GenBank genome assembly.